AUGCCCAACAUCCUCGUCACUCGACACCUCGGAGACCACGCCAUGGCCAUCCUCGACAAGUCCGGCAUCGACUAUCUGUUGAAUACAGAGGAUGCUGCGCCGUCCAGGGAAUGGGUGCUCAAGCACAUCGCCGACAAGGACGUUCGUGCCGCCUGCAUUAUGCACAGCCAGCCUAGCGACAGGAUAGACGACGAGUUCAUCCGCACUGCCAAUCCCAACUUCUCUGCCGUGUCAACCUUUUCGGUCGGCUAUGACCACAUUGAUGUGAAGGCCGCGAACAAGAGGGGCAUCAAGGUCGGGCAUACGCCGGGUGUGCUGAGUGGCGCGGUUGCCGAUAUUGCGGUGAUACUCGUGCUGUGCACCCUUCGAAGAAUCAAUGAAGGUAUCAACCUUGUCAAGAGCGGGGAAUGGAAAAAUCAACCUUGGGCACCCUUUGUCAAUUGCGGUCUGUCGAUCGGUCACCCAUCUCUCACUAUCGGGUUCCUCGGCUUUGGACGCAUUUCUCAGGCCGUCGUUCGACGAUUGCUAGCAUUCACCAAUGAGAAAGAGCCCCCUUCCAUCAUCUACAACUCCUCACGGGAACGAGACAACCAGGCCGAAAUCGACUCGGAUUUCAGUGCCAAAUUCGGUGUUCAAACGCAAAGAGUAGAGAAGGAUGUUUUGGCAGAAAAGUCCGACAUCCUGGUGGUUCUGUGCGACCUCAAUCCUUCCACGAAGGACGUUGUCAACAAGAAUUUCUUCGCUCGAAUGAAGAGUACUGCCAUUCUCGUCAACGUUGCUAGGGGUCCGAUUGUCAACUCGGAAGACCUUCAUGAAGCUCUCACUACUGGGAAGAUCUAUGGCGCGGGGCUUGACGUCGUGACUGGAGAGCCGAAUAUUCCCGCUGACCACCCUCUUUUGCAAUUGGACAACUGUCUUGUAAUCCCCCAUCUGGGCAGUGGUGACUUGGAUACUCGUAACGCCAUGGCAGAGUUGUGUGUGCGCAACGCUAUCGCUGCUGUCAAGGGGGAGGCGCUCCCCGCUGAAGUCCAAGUCUAG
Messenger RNA from Cryptococcus wingfieldii CBS 7118, 1038 nucleotides. Its product is annotated as glyoxylate reductase. The coding region runs from base 1 to 1038 and encodes 345 amino acids. The record is from RefSeq and is a predicted model, not a curated record. NCBI's taxonomy places the organism in Eukaryota, Fungi, Basidiomycota, Tremellomycetes, Tremellales, Cryptococcaceae. Gene Ontology annotation, cellular component: cytosol. Gene Ontology annotation, molecular function: hydroxypyruvate reductase [NAD(P)H] activity; glyoxylate reductase (NADPH) activity; NAD binding. The transcript is spliced from 7 exons.